Messenger RNA from Gryllus bimaculatus (two-spotted cricket), 612 nucleotides. The record is from the annotation of a GenBank genome assembly. Lineage: Eukaryota; Metazoa; Arthropoda; Insecta; Orthoptera; Gryllidae.
AUGCAGCUGCAGCAACAACAGCAACAACAACAGCGACAGCAGCAAGAGCAGCAGCAGCAGCAGCAGCCGAGUGGAGGUGGCAGCAACGGCAGCAGCCACAAGAGCAAAGGCAGCAACGCACCCGCCACCCCAAGGGCGUGUGGCCUCAUCGUGUGGGAGUCCUUCUCCGCAGGCUCCCAGCGAGCACAGCAGCAGCUGGCCCAGCAACAGCAGAUAUUGCAUCAUCAAUCUCAACAGCGUCAGCAACAACAGCAAUCGCAAGGACUUGUCCCUAAAACAUAUGCUUCAGCAACUCAGAGGACCUCUGCCCUCCAGGUCAAACAGCAAAAUCAGCAGCAGAUGCAACAACAGCAGUUCCAGAUGGCACCACUGCAGUUCGUGCCACGCGGCCACGCCUCGCAGGCCUCCUGCUCGCCCCUCGUGCAGCUCCAGCCGCAGCAGACGCAGGCGCAGCUGCUGCAGGUGGUGCACCAGUUGCACCGCGCGCAGCAGGCGCAGCAGAUGCAGAGCGCGCAGGUACUGCACCUGACGCAACAGCUGCAGCGCGUGCAGCAGCAGCAGUCGCAGUUCCCGCAGCUGGCGCGCCUCACCCAGCAGCUGGCGCAGCUGUCG